Messenger RNA from Coregonus clupeaformis (lake whitefish), 3273 nucleotides. RefSeq names its product prodynorphin (gene pdyn). The record is from RefSeq and is a predicted model, not a curated record. Gene Ontology annotation, cellular component: plasma membrane; dendrite; neuronal cell body. Bases 761 to 1555 code for a protein of 264 amino acids. Lineage: Eukaryota; Metazoa; Chordata; Actinopteri; Salmoniformes; Salmonidae. The transcript has 3 exons. Gene Ontology annotation, biological process: sensory perception; chemical synaptic transmission; neuropeptide signaling pathway. Gene Ontology annotation, molecular function: opioid receptor binding.
UAAAUGUGUUCUUGAGAUCCUGCUAUUGAAUUUGUCCUAUUUCUUCUGGUAUAGGCAAGCAAAAAAAGAAAGAAAAAAACAUAGGCCUAUAUCAAAACAUGACAGUCCAAUUCAGUUGAUGGUCUUCAGGAGUGGUCAGCUGUGCUCCAGAAUGUUUGUUACCUUUGUUGCAACUCCAAGGUUUCUCCCCAAUUCAAAUGUGAGGGGAGACCCUGCUGCAUCCUUGCUCUUUCAAUGAGCUCCAAUUACCAGGAUUUAAUCUUGAAAUAAAGCGCCAUGUGAUUUCUCUAUAUUGAAGACUUCCUGUUUACAUUACUUGACACAAAGAAAACCAUUAUGACCAUCCAAGAACCGUAUUGAAAGUGCAACUCCUCGCAAUUACCUAUUGUAACCCAUUAACCUCUAUGAAUGUGCUAGAACAUGUCUGAUUAUUGAGUUGCCAAGUUUCUGAAGCGAAUGUUGAGUGGGCGUCAGAAAAUAAAUAGUGAGAGGGAGGGAGAGAGGCAGUGACGGGUACGAGUGGGCUUAUUUGCGCAACAUUUCUCUCCCAUUGGUCACUUAAUAGAAGCUAUUCUGAUGUUCUUCAGUGACACGACGAAGAUUCCGUCAAUAAAAAGAAAGACGACAAGCCAGUCAAAAGAAAAAACAACUGUUGGGGAAGAACAUACACUGACUUGCAUCAUAUGCGCUCCUGUUCCACCUGCACCUCUCCACGCCUGGGUUGAAUACAUUUUCCAACAUUACUGAGGGAUUUGGAAGAAUGGAGUGGUAUGUCCUGGUGUUGAUACUUAGCUUGCCAUCUUCGACCCAAGCAGACUGCUCUUCCCAGUGUCUGCAAUGCGCGCAACAAAUCCUCAAUGCAGACAUCCCAGUCAACAGCCUGACUUGUACCUUGGAAUGUGAGGGAACUCUACUGACUACCGCCGAGUUAGACAAAUGCGGGAAGACUCUCCAGUCGCGCACAGUGGGCUCGGAGUUCAGCAAAGAAGAUGCGGGUGCGCGGACCACGCCAGAGAGGGAGGACGACCAAGACGCUUCAAUUGCAAACAUGGUCAAGCGUUACGGUGGAUUCAUUAAACGAAUUGACAAAAACAAAAACAAAUUGUUAACCUCUCCGUGGCGCGAAAAUGGCGCUUAUAAAGGAGCGUACGCGUUCCCUAAGAAAUACGAGGACUUGCUUAGAAAAUUUGGAGAGAGAGAACUCUCGGAGUUUUCAGAGGACGAUCAGGGCGGAGAUGUUGAUUCUGAAAACGAGAUGGGAGUGUUCAAUGAUGAUGAAGCAGCAGUAAACAAGGUCAAACGUUACGGAGGGUUUUUACGCAAAUUUGGUCCAAAGACAAAGUCAAAGAGAAGUGACUCCAGGGAGCAAGGUAGUCGAGAGGAGUUACAAAAGCGAUAUGGAGGUUUCAUGCGAAGGAUUCGGCCAAAGUUGAACAACUUGAACACCUUGAAGUGGGACAAUCAGAAGAGGUACGGUGGCUUUCUACGUCGCCAUUACAAAUUAUCCGUUCGUUCUGAUGAGGAGCCUAGUUCAUAUGAUGACUUUGGUCUAUAGAAAAAACGAACUUCUUCCGCUAAUUCACUUGAAUUCUCACGAUUAUCCGUAUCUGUGGUGCCUAUAGCCUACUGCUUACCUGGUUGCACAUUGUUGCGGCAGAUUUAAUAUCUGAAAACCAUAGGCCAAUAGGCCUACCUGCUUGUGUCAGUCAUGUUUAAACGCUUUCUGUGUGACGGACUUACCCGUGACAAAACAAUUCAUUUGUGUGUUAUUAGUAAAAUACUAUUUAUUACAAUAUGAUGCUUGUUUAAUAAAUCAAUGAAUAAAUACUUUAUUUGUCAAAGUCGCAAGUAAAACAUGUGUGUUGCUUGAAUGAAAAAAAUGUCUAGGCGAAUUGAUUAUCAAACUACAAAUUGACUAAUUGAGCGCGAGCACACAGCCAUCCAGCCACCCACACGCACACCUGAUUUAUGUAAGUAGGCUACCAUACCAAAUAGCCUACAAAAAUGAAAUCGAUUACUUGCCAUUCACUUUGUAGUGCCAAAGGUGACCAAACGCGUAAAGACUCACACACAUCCUUGGCCACCGCCAAUGACCUGUUAUCAUUCAGAGAAAAUACAUACACUAAUGGUUUUCUGAGACAACUACAAUAUUCCAACAAACAUAAAGAAGAACAACAGCAAAAACUAGGCCUACAGCAUAGCGAACAGAGGAUGAUAAGGACCUUUAGAUUGGUGGUCUCAUUUUUAUCGAUGUUCAAAAUGAAAAUACAUUUCUUAAACUCAAUCACCCAACUAAAUUGAGUUGUAAGGAUGAGUGAAAGUGUACUAGCACCAUCUUGUGGACCAGUAGCCCAAGAGUAGGCCUUCGUUGCCACGAGGACAGCGUGGAGCGUUGAGCAUUGGGAGCGCCAAUGCACAAAGGCUUGUGGUGCAUUUCAAAACCAUGGAGAGCGCCUCACUGCAAGAGGACCUUUCAUUGCAUUCACGAUCAGGAGUCCGCUCAAAUGAUUCACAUUGAAUAAAACAUUGAAUAAAAUGUUGUAGCCUUUGAAGUUCACUGAUUGCAAUGACAAUUCUAAGAAUCCAAACAUUUUAAGUUUAAGCAUAACAUUCCCAUCAAUUUAAAUCAAUGACAUGGAUCAUACAAGGACAAAUCAAACUCACUGUUGAGCGGUCACCAUUGAGUGCAGCAACUGUUAUCCACGUUUGAUGCCAUCGGAUUUAAUUUGUCGUAGAGUACCCAAAGCCACCGCACCUGUCGAAGUCGGUGGCCAAAUAUGAGUAUCUGGAGAAACAAAGUUAAGACUUCAGCGCCCCCUAUCGGUAAAUUCUGAUAUCAAGGUGAGGGGCUAGUGGCAUAGCGACAGGUCUGAAAACGUGCAUAGAAACGUAUAGGCUGGCUAUUGUAACAGACCGAUGCAAUAAAAUAACAGACUUUCAAGCAGGUAACAAAGUAAAAAAUAAAAACAUUGACUGUGCUAAAACAGACCCAUAUUUCAACAUCAAAACGUCAAGCUUACCUAUUUAAUUGAAGCACGACCAGCCAGUGACGUUUACGAGUCAAGUAUACUGGCUUGCUUGUAUGCUUGCCAAUCAAGCUGGGGCAUGAUCAUGUGGUGAAUUAGAGGAGAAAAGCGAUGAAAUUCUCGCACAAAACAACUCUAAACCCCGUUUCUGGUCAGAAGAAAUAUGUUACAUGAAGUUAUUUUAAAGUAUUGAUUUCAAUCUACACACAAUACCCCAUAAUGACAAAGCGAAAACAGGUUUUUAGAA